Messenger RNA from Elaeis guineensis (African oil palm), 539 nucleotides. RefSeq names its product large ribosomal subunit protein eL43. NCBI's taxonomy places the organism in Eukaryota, Viridiplantae, Streptophyta, Magnoliopsida, Arecales, Arecaceae. Gene Ontology annotation, biological process: translation. Gene Ontology annotation, cellular component: ribosome. Gene Ontology annotation, molecular function: structural constituent of ribosome. The record is from RefSeq and is a predicted model, not a curated record.
UUGGGAAACUAGGGUUUGAGGGAGAGUGCGAGCGCUUCGAUUGCGUCUAGGGUUUCAGGAUCUCCUUCCGGCUCGCGGGAAGAUGACGAAGCGUACGAAGAAGGCAGGAAUUGUCGGGAAAUACGGCACCCGAUAUGGUGCAAGUCUGAGGAAGCAGAUCAAGAAAAUGGAGGUCAGCCAGCAUGCGAAGUACUUCUGCGAGUUUUGUGGCAAGUAUGCUGUUAAAAGGAAAGCUGUUGGGAUUUGGGGAUGCAAGGAUUGUGGCAAAGUGAAAGCUGGUGGUGCCUAUACACUGAACACUGCUAGUGCCGUAACUGUUCGGAGCACAAUCAGGAGGCUGCGGGAGCAGACAGAGAGUUGAAAAGCCCAUACAGCUAUUAUUCAGGAAUAUUAUUCAGUAAUUUCAGUUCAAGAUGAACAUUCGAACCAGAGACUGAUUUUAGUUUGCUGCUUUUGUGUGGUUGUUCUGAAGCUUAAUUUUUUGAAAGAGAUAAAUUCCUUGCUUUAAAGCUCAAUUUAUUAAUUUAGCUGUUGGAAUG